Messenger RNA from Bipolaris maydis ATCC 48331, 495 nucleotides. Lineage: Eukaryota; Fungi; Ascomycota; Dothideomycetes; Pleosporales; Pleosporaceae. The record is from RefSeq and is a predicted model, not a curated record.
AUGAAUACUCACGCCUUGCGCGGCACAAAAUCUUCAUACUCUGAUAUUCCUUCACAACAACCAGACUCAUCGCGUUAUUCAGACUCGCGCAGCAUCCACGACUGGUUGGAGGCCGUCUUCGUGGCGCAUAACCGAUCGGAGAAAGGCCGCGCCGAUGAUGCGCUGCGAGCUACCUGCCACACAGCAAAAUCGUGUUCGGCCGCUAGGAUACAGACAAAAAUGAUACGAGACAACAAAAAACCCAAUGCGCGGGUAACGAGAUCGAAGAGUCGUCAACAGUCCAUUAGAGACGAGAUUGUGUCGGUGGAGGUAAACGUUGCGGCGUUCCAUAUCGCGGAAGGAAGUGAGGGAGAGCAAAACAUGGAAGACAUAGGCAACAAUUGCACUGCAAAACAUCUUCCCUCAGAGCUACGGAUGCUCAGGCAACCUGGCCUCACCAGUCUACCGUCUACCACAUCCGCACACCACUGGAUAUCCGCCGAUACUCAAUCACAA